AUGCAGAUGCAGUCAAACGAUCGACAGUUUCGUCAACAGCACGUACAAAUUCAAGAUAUCCUUGCCGAAUCCGCCGAGGCAAGCACCAUGACCAAGGGAGAAUCAGCGUGGAAUACACAAGUUCAAUACACCAUUCUUAAACUGGCUCUCUCCCCCAUUGCUUCAACAAGGGCAGAUACCGUUACCAACGCACAAAUUAUCAAAGACUUUCGGCCCAAGUCUCAAGAGAAAGGCUGGUCAUCAGCAUCAUCAAGUGCAGCGUCAAGUCAGUCGAGUUUUCUCAGCGAUGACACAGGGACGUGGCCAGAGCCUGAGUCAUCAUCAGUCCAUAAAAUGGUCGAUUUUGCACUUGUUCUCAUACCUGAUGACACGCUGGAAGAGAAGAUCAAGGGGUUUCUUAAGAAGCAACGAUACUUUACUAUCAGCCACACGAUGUAUGAUGCUUUGUCUCAACACCCUACACCCGUGUUCAUCGAGACCAAGACAUCAGCUGGGGUGGAUCUUAUUGCUGUCCCUAUCAUGCAGGUCCAUGGUAAUGUUUGGACCGUGAGUUUUGCUGUAGUUAAUAAGAAUAAGAUUUUACUUCUAGACCAGUCGGGAUAUAUCAGCUUGCUAUUUUGA
Messenger RNA from Fusarium venenatum, 621 nucleotides. NCBI's taxonomy places the organism in Eukaryota, Fungi, Ascomycota, Sordariomycetes, Hypocreales, Nectriaceae. The record is from RefSeq and is a predicted model, not a curated record.